Pelobates cultripes (western spadefoot toad) is the source of this 483-nucleotide messenger RNA. Lineage: Eukaryota; Metazoa; Chordata; Amphibia; Anura; Pelobatidae. The record is from the annotation of a GenBank genome assembly.
AUGAACAAUUGGGAGACCAAGUUCCUUGCAACAUUUGAUGCAAUCCCCACGGCUUUCUGGAACCGAAUAGAAUCCCAAAUGAAACUGACGGAGCUACCUCCAUCUCCUGCCAUGCAGCCUCCUGCUGAGACCAUCCUUGCCUCUGGACCAGAGAACAAUAUGGCUCAAAGCCCUUACCCUCCAGCAUCUCCUGACAUGCGUAUGAGCAACCGUGAAGCCCUGGCUACUCAUACUUCUUCUGAGCUGGGUGCCCAACUAGAGGUAUUCCUCCAUAGCCGUCCAUAUAGCCUGGGGGACAACCGACUCCCAGAGAUCCUACGGUCCCACAAUUCUAAUGAGGGGAUGAAUGGACACAAGGCAGAGGCGCACAUUAAUGCCUCGGGCCGAAGACGCACGGUUAUAGGGCAGAGUGGAACUACACGCAGUCAACAGCAAGCUGUGUCACUCAAGCUACAACACUCUGAAGCACUGGGCUCAACGUAG